Messenger RNA from Alternaria atra, 585 nucleotides. RefSeq lists its product as uncharacterized. The record is from RefSeq and is a predicted model, not a curated record. The coding region runs from base 1 to 585 and encodes 194 amino acids. The transcript has 2 exons. Lineage: Eukaryota; Fungi; Ascomycota; Dothideomycetes; Pleosporales; Pleosporaceae.
AUGUGCAACGACAGCCAACUGGACAACACCAUAGCAGUAUUUUGCAUAGCCAGAAUACCUUGCGAUGUUAGGCUCAUAAAUUACUCACCCACGAAGCGCGCACAUCUAACGUCAACUCAGCUUCUCAACGAGUUCUUCAUCGAAGCAUUCAAAGCGCCAGAGCUCAAGGCUGUAGAAUCCGUACUCGUCGACACAACCGACACCACUAAGCUUACAUCGCCCACCCGUGCCCCAGUGCAGCAAAACCUCUCAUACCCUUUCCUAGACUGGAAACUAGACGACCUCGUCAAAUUUGUGUGGCAAUUCGAUCGCUCUGAACACGGCAUCAUGAAUACAGAAUUCGUCAUCAUGGACAAGCAGACCCUCGAAGACAAGACCGUAGUACUAGUUACACCGCCUGAAUUUCACGAUGAUAUAGAGACGGCCCCAAGGCUGACUGCGCGAUCGGAUUUCCGCUCUAGUCUCAUCACGCUGAAUGUGAAGAGCAUGGGGGUAGGGGGCGACGAACCGUGGGAGAAAGCGGCGGUAGAGAAUGGGAGUGUGAUUAGAUUGUAUGAUGAUGAUAAGAGUUCAGGGGACAGCUAG